UUAUGACUCAACUAUAACCUUAGUUUCGUAGAGUGAAUCAGAAAUAUUAGUUAAUAACAACGACAUCGCAUUUAAUAUACUUUUGACAAAAUCGUAUCGCAAACUUUAUAUAUAUACGUAUUUUUAUAUUGACAUAAUUCGUGUAAAAUUUUUUACUUAGUUCUGUUGACAUCAUCGUUAAAAACAUAUUUCGUAACGAACUGCAGUACUUCCUUUAUUUCUCCUUAUCCUGUUUGGAAUCACAUACCUAUCCUCAGCAGAGAUGUCUGUCCAGAAAGAAGAAAAUAUUUUGCAAAAAGUAGCAAACUCUUGUUGCUUUUUUUCUAGUAAUUUUUACAAGGUACUAUCAGAUGAAUUCGAUGGCAAUAUAAUAACUUCACCAUUUAGUUUACAUACUAUACUUUCUCUACUUCAUCAUGGAUCAAAAGGAAUAACAUCUAAUGAGUUACAAACUGUUCUCUAUCCAAGCAGCAUUGAUGUCUCCCACAAUGAAAUAAAAUCUUUAAUUUCUACAUUAAAUGAUAUAAAAGAGGUAGAAUUACAAAUAGCCAAUGCAAUAUAUAUUCAAGAUAAUUUUCAAGUAUUGAGUGAAUUUACUACAGUGAGCACAGAUGUUUUCAACUGUGGCUUAUCAAUAGUAGAUUUUAAAAAUAAAUUACAAGCAAUCAAUGAAAUUAAUUCAUGGGUCAAGACAGCAACAAGAGACAAGAUUUCUACUAUUAUUUCUAUGGAUGAUAUUGAUGAACAUACAAAAGCUGUUUUGAUAAAUGCAGUUUACUUUAAAGGUCGUUGGCUACAUAAAUUUGAUGAUAAGUUAAUUAAAAAUAUUUUUUUUCAUACAUCAAAAACAGAUAAAAAGUUAGUACCAAUGAUGUACAAACAAUCCAAAUAUGUUUAUGGAGAAAUUCCAAAUUUAAAUGCACGUUUCAUUGAAAUACCAUAUGUAAAUCAAGACAUUGCGAUGGUAAUAUUACUGCCUAAUGAAAUUGAAGGGCUUCAAUUACUGCAAAAAGAUUUUAAAUGGGAAGAUUUUUCUGAAGCAUCAGGUAGUGAAACAGAUAUUGCAUUAUCUCUUCCCCGCUUUAAGUAUGAGAUUACAAUUGAUCUGGAAAAUAUUUUGCGCAAGCUGGGCUUACAUUCCAUGUUUGAAGAUAAUGCAGAUUUUGGUAAUCUUACAAAUGAACCUGUAAAAAUAAGUAAAAUAUUACAAAAAGCUUUCAUAGAAGUUAAUGAGGAAGGUUCUGAAGCUGCUGCAGCUACAGUUGCUCAGAUAAGAUUAAAAAGAGCAUUAAUAGAUUUUCCGGAAGAAUUCUUAGUCAAUCGUCCAUUUUUAUUUAUUAUUUAUUACAAGCCGAGUAAAAUACCAAUAUUCUUGGGUAGUGUGAAAGAUAUUCAUAUUUCUGUGGAAAAAGACGAAUUAUAAAGUAAUUAUUUCAUUUACAUCAUAUGUAUGUAGUACCUGUUUAUAAUAUUUCUAAUAAAAAAUAGAGUAUUUACUUUUUUAAUAA
Molecule: messenger RNA, 1508 nt
Organism: Vespula pensylvanica (western yellowjacket)
Lineage: Eukaryota; Metazoa; Arthropoda; Insecta; Hymenoptera; Vespidae
Product: antichymotrypsin-2-like
Exons: 8
Coding region: 263-1423 (386 amino acids)
Molecular function (GO): serine-type endopeptidase inhibitor activity
Source: RefSeq, a predicted model, not a curated record